Pocillopora meandrina is the source of this 1341-nucleotide messenger RNA. The record is from the annotation of a GenBank genome assembly. NCBI's taxonomy places the organism in Eukaryota, Metazoa, Cnidaria, Anthozoa, Scleractinia, Pocilloporidae.
GGUUGGAUACCUCUAUCCCUCAAUACCUCGUGGCCCAAUGCUCCCCAAGUUUGCCCUAAGCCUUGGCGGUAUCAAUCAGCAGCAGAACUUCGGAACGAUCUCAUUAUAGCGCCGUACAACUGUUAUGAAGGGGGUGGUUAUGCAGCAGUCAUGGGAUACGAUGAAAGCACUGCACAAGGCGUCCUCGACGAUACUAUUACCAAUGGAUGGAUUGAUCGCCAAACUCGAGCUGUAAUUCUAGAGUUUGCUGUUUUCAAUGUCAAUACAAACUUGAUUAGCGUUGCCACAUACUUUUACGAGGCCUUAGCUACUGGUGCAGCCUACACUUCACAGAGAAUUGAAACACUUGAGUUGUACAGCACUGAGUCAGGAGCUCUGAUGUUUUUCUUAAUUGGCCAGUUUCUGUUCAUGGCAAUGGUCCUGUUUUAUUUAAUAGUUAUGUUAGUUCACCUUUAUCAACAACGCUUAGGUUUCUUCAAGUCUGUUUGGAACAUGGUGGAUUUCUUUAUGAUUAUUUUCUCUGUAGCCUCUGUAGCAUUUUACAUGAUCAGAGCUAAAAGCGUUUUGAGCACUAUCAAAUCUAUUCAAGCCAAUCCAUAUGAAAUCGUACAUUUCCACACAGCCUUGGAUUGGUUUAACCUAGAAAAUGCGUCUAUUGCCAUGGCUGUUUUUAUGGUGACAGUCAAGCUUCUGAAUUUAAUUCGUUUUAACCAACACGUGAUAUACUUGUUUUCAUCUUUUCGGCAAUCUAUAGGCUAUCAACUCUCGUAUGUGGUCUAUUUUCAGAUCGUGUUCAAUGCAUUUGUUGUAACAGGUAUGCAGUUUUUUGGUGGCGCAGUAUUGGAAUAUUCCAGUUACCUCAAUGCAGUCAUGUCUCAAUUCAAAUUCUUGUUGGGAGAAGCAGUCCCAGUGGACGCUCUUCGAAGGGACAAACCCUUCAUUGGUCCGACGUUUGCAUUUUUGUUUUGCACAUCCUCAACUAUAUUUCUUAUGAAUAUGCUUGUUUCCGUCCUUAACGAAUCAUAUAGUGACGCAAAAACAAACGCAGAGGAAAAUGCAAAAGAGCUUGAAAUGGCACGUUUUAUUGAGGAGCGUUUAAUGGACAUUUUCCACCAGGGAAGUAAUCGGACUGAGUUUAAGUUGUUUUGCGAUGAGACAAUAUUCGCCAACAUGUGCCUUUCUGAAGCAGAGCCAUUCUGUUUGAAUUCUGAAUGUAUUAUUCAAGGUACAGAGGAACGAAUGCUAAAAGUUGAAAAUAGACUUAUCGCUCUAACUCGACGGACAGAAUACAUGGAGGCUGAUUAUUUGAAAGAGGAAAAUGACUUAAUUGACCUCUUGUUA